AUGAAUCCAUUGGAAAAUGGUUAUAUGCAUUUACCACAGUUGCGGAAAGAAAUUGCACUUAAAAGUGUAUGCGUUUUUAUACCUAAUUCUUUGAUUGGAGCUAUUAUUGGCAGCAAAGUAAGUUAAUAUUCUCUUUUCUAUUUUUGAGCGGAUUUUAAUUUCUUUUUCUUUGUGAAAUUGAAGGAAAGGAUAUUGUAGAUAUUAGUAACUUCUUUUAAGGGAGCUUAUGUCAAACUUCUUCAACAACUCACCUGCGCCAAUGUCACAGUUGAGCCGGACAAGAUCAGAUCUAAAAGCCCAAAUGUAAGUUGGGUUUAUUCAUAGAUUGUUGAUGUUUAGGCGAAAGAAGAGAAAAGCAAAGACGAAGAAAGCAAAGAUGAUGUUAUCCCAAACACAAUUGACGAAUACAGCGAACGUUUGAGUCGAUUAAUUUUGGAUCAGGCUUUGGAUUCGGCGGCUGCUGCCAAGGCCAGUAAUUCGUCAGACGACUUUGAACGACUGGUUACUAUUGCUGGUUAUGACGACGAUAUUAUUAGAGUAAGUUAAUCAUAUUUUGUUUUGUGAACUUAAGGUUUUUAGUUUAGAAGACGAUUUAAUUGUGGCUUGAUAUUACACUUGCUUUUAAAAAGCCGUGCUUUAAGAUUUUCUGAAUUUUACGAACUACUUUUAAUAUAACUUGAAGGAAUAAGGCGUAAAAGCGAACAUUGGUUUAUAUUUAUGGUUUUAGGCAUUGUUCUGGAUUUAUCAACGAUCAGCUGAAGUUCGAAACAUUCCAUUUGGAAAUAUGGUGCUGCGAGUCGAGUUCCUGGUCCCGUCUUCAUUGGCUGGAUUGAUUAUUGGCAAAAAUGGACAACAUGUAAAGCUUUGAUUCUUUUUUUAGUUUUUAGGAUAUAAUGUUAAAGUUUAUAUUGAAAAUGGAUUUAUAAGGGAGUAAUGAUAUUAAUGUGGGUAGUGUUAGUCAGAUGUUCCAAAAAUUGAAGGCUUUCGAGCUCUAAUCCUUUUGAAACGUUACUUUUUGUCGCUUACUUUAGAAGGCCUUAACUUUUCAGAUAAACGAGCUCCGUAGAAUGUCUCAUCGCUGUGACAUUAAUGUUGGCAAGAACUUUACGAAAAACGAAGCGAAAAUUUCUUUACAAGGCUGUUUUGGCCAAGUCAUGAUAGCCUUGUCGCGAAUCAACUUCUUGCGAAAGUGUCGUGAUAAUCAGAUGAAGACUAUGCGUCCGAAUAGAAGCAGGAAUCAGAAUCAAAGUAACGGCGAUCGAUCUCAAAAAACCGAAGCAUAA
Molecule: messenger RNA, 1283 nt
Organism: Bursaphelenchus okinawaensis
Lineage: Eukaryota; Metazoa; Nematoda; Chromadorea; Rhabditida; Aphelenchoididae
Source: the annotation of a GenBank genome assembly